AUGGCAACAUUACAACCAAAAUAUCAACAAAUGCAAGCACAUUCAGUUAGAGAAAUUUGUUAUAAAUCUAGAGAAUUGGAUAAAAGGAGCUGCUACAGUAUCACCACAAUGCAUUAUCAAGUGACUUAUCAUCCAUUACAUCGAAAAUGGCGAGAUAUUCUCUUUACGGAACAAAUCAAAGUGACCGCUGGCCUUCAUACACUCUCUCUGUUGCACAAUGGUAUUCAGACUGCCAAUCUUCCAGUUGAAAUACUAAUGAGAAAGAUACAACAUCUUUAUCUUAAUAUCAAUGAGUUUACUGAUUUACCACCAAUGAAAUUCCUUGAUGUAUGCUACCUUAACAUUUCAAACAAUCGACUCACCACAUUGCCACCUGCAAAACAUCAAAGUAUAGUAUAUUCAAUUAAUGCAUCAAAUUACCAAUAUUCCCUUAGAUCAAAAAUGGAUAAAUGUAAGAGCAAUGGGAAUGAUGUAUCAUGUGAUGACAGAUUACUUUAUAGUAAGUUACUCUAUAACAGUAAAGCUAUAUUGAUGGUAUUUUAUUGGUGGAGUGAAACAUAUAUCAAUGAAAAUGAAGUUGUUGGUCAUCAACAUCAUCAGCAACAACAACAACAGCAUCAUCAUCAACAUAAUCAGCGUUAUCAACAUCAUAAAUGGGUAGCAUUGAUUAAAGUACAAACCUUCUAA
Heterostelium album PN500 is the source of this 687-nucleotide messenger RNA. RefSeq lists its product as uncharacterized. Bases 1 to 687 code for a protein of 228 amino acids. Lineage: Eukaryota; Evosea; Eumycetozoa; Acytosteliales; Acytosteliaceae. The transcript is spliced from 8 exons. The record is from RefSeq and is a predicted model, not a curated record.